GCCAUGGACGUGCACUGCGAUUGUGGCGAGCCCACGGCGGUGGGGGAGCCGCCGCAGCCCUCGGGCAAGCUCAACCGGACGGCCUUCAAACUGUUUAAGCGGAGGAAAUCCGGCGGCGCCAUGCCAAGCAUCUUCGGCACAGUGCGAGGCGGCAAAGGCAAAGGCAGCGAAGGCGGCGGCGGCGGCGGGCAGGCGGGCAUGGUGCGGAGCAAGACGCACGACGGGCUGGCCGAAGCAGCGCUGGAGGGCGGCAAGAAGGAGGACCCGGGCGGCGGCGGCGGCGGCGGCAGCGGCAGCAGCGGGGACGUCCAGCUGGGCGAGGGGGCCAAGGAGCCUGCCUCCUCUUCCUCCUCCUCUGCCUCCUCGGCGGCGGUGGGCAAGUCGCACAGCUUCUUUGCGCUCCUGCGCAAAAACGGCGGCAAAAGCGAGCGGCCGAAGGGGCGUGGGGGGCUGAAGGGGCUCUUCAGCAGCAUGCGGUGGCCCCGGAGGGACAGCAAGCCCGGCGGCGGCGGCGGCGGCGCCAAGGAAGACGAGGCCGAGAGCCAGCCCAGCCCCAGCCGCCUCAUGCCAGGCUCCCUGACUGCCAGCCUGGAAUGCAUCAAAGAAGAGGCGCCGCGGCCGCCCGCCCAAGUCUCCCCAAGCCCGGCCGCUGGGGACCAGCUGCUGCCGCCCCAGGCCGCUGAGCCUGCCUCCCCUCAAGAGAAGCAGGACGUGGGGGCCGUCCCGCACGGCCCCCAGGGAGAGGAGCCCCCCGGGAUCCAGGCCAAGGAGAGGCACCCCGAGCCACCUGGCAGCGAGGGCCAAGAGACCAAGCAGGACUCGGCUAUAACAGGCUGUGGGGACAUUAUUGCUGACCAGGAGGAUGACGUGGGCAGCGGUGGAGGCAGUGGCGGAGGUGGAAGUGACAAGAGCACUGCUGGGGUCAGCAAACCGGGGGCCUCCAAAAAGCCUCCCAGCGUAGUGGCUUACCAAGGCGGAGGAGAGGAGAUGGCCAGCCCUGAACAAGUGGAGGACACUUGCGCCCCGGAAUUCUGGGACACGUUGUCUCAAGCGGAGGAGAAGUCACAGGAGACACCAGGAGGGACAUCGCUUGAGGCCUCCAAAGAUGGCAGAAGGGUUCAGGAUGGGUCAACAAGCGAGACAUGCAUUGGCCUCAACCAGAUUCCAGUUCACCACAAAGAUCAGAAGAGCAGGGAAAAGGAGCAACAAGAGGCUGUUCCCAGCAGUGACGAGGGCUAUUGGGAUUCUACUACCCCCGGACCUGAAGAAGACAAUACUAACAGUAUCCAGAAAGAGGUAAUUCCCAGGGACAGCUACAGCGGGGAUGCUCUUUAUGAUCUGUACACCGAUCCAGAUGAAAACACAGCUGCCAUGACUUCUGCAGAUGUCACCUCUGUGACUUGCUGCAAGCCACUGUCUCCAGUAACCAGCACAUGCCCAGUCAAAACCCAUGCAACUUCACUCAAGGAUUCCAAGAUACCCAUCAGUAUCAAGCAUUUUACAUCGCCACAAGGCAGCCAUGGUCCAGAUGUCACUAACAGCCAUCACAUUGCACAUCACCAGCCCACCAAAAGUGAGAUCCCUAGAACAAAAAUCCCAGUUUCUAAAGUGCUUGUGCACCGGGCCAGUUACCGGAGCUUAGCAGGGACAACAGGUAAAACAGCCACAUAUCAUGAAAGUGCCAAAAAAUAG
Messenger RNA from Eublepharis macularius, 1692 nucleotides. It is a transcript of the gene AMER2, whose product is annotated as APC membrane recruitment protein 2. The record is from RefSeq and is a predicted model, not a curated record. Gene Ontology annotation, cellular component: plasma membrane. Gene Ontology annotation, biological process: regulation of canonical Wnt signaling pathway. The transcript has 2 exons. Gene Ontology annotation, molecular function: beta-catenin binding; phosphatidylinositol-4,5-bisphosphate binding. NCBI's taxonomy places the organism in Eukaryota, Metazoa, Chordata, Lepidosauria, Squamata, Eublepharidae. Bases 4 to 1692 code for a protein of 562 amino acids.